Molecule: messenger RNA, 1037 nt
Organism: Hibiscus syriacus
Lineage: Eukaryota; Viridiplantae; Streptophyta; Magnoliopsida; Malvales; Malvaceae
Exons: 6
Coding region: 114-1037 (307 amino acids)
Source: RefSeq, a predicted model, not a curated record
GUAUUAUAAAAGAUGAUAUAACGAGUCGCCAUUUAUACUAACAGCUGGUGUUCUGCAUCAACAUACCUGCUAUUGCUGUAAGUAGGCGAGUGCAUAUCGUCGUCGAUUCGAUAAUGUCGGUGUUCUCUCCCUGGGAUUUACCGAUGCCGUCUGCUUCAAAUCACUCGAAUCUUCAAUGCUUUCUUCGUUCUGUUACUCCCGUUGUUCCUAUCCGAUUGCUGCCGAAGGAUAAUGAUACAAUCGAAGGCUUAACUUUGGGUGAUCUGUGGCACUCUUAUACCGAGUGGAGUGCUUAUGGCGUUGCUGUCCCUAUUGUGUUGAACAACGGCGGAGCCGUCGUGCAGUACUAUUCACCUUCCUUAUCAGCUUUGCAAAUAUAUACAAUCAAGCCCUUUUCUUUCUCAUUCAGUCCAUUGGGAAGCAUGGAAAACCCUGAAAUUGGCUCUUGUAGUAAUGAUCAUGACAGCAGUGAAGAAAUUUGCAAUUCUUCUUCUUCUUCUUCUUCUUCUUCAAGCAAUGGGUCAUGUUUGAGUUCGGAGAUCACUUGGGACGAUGAUCCUACUACGUUUACUCAAACAACUGAUCAGUGCGGCCACUUGUACUACCAAUACAAUGAGACGGCUAGUCCUUACGAUCGAGUUCCCCUUCUAGAAAAGAUUAGUGAGUUGAGCAAGCAUUAUCCUUGUUUAUUUGACCUCCGCAGCACAGAUGUUUCACCUUAUAGUUGGAUGGCAAUAGCUUGGUAUCCUGUCUAUCAAAUCCCAUCGGCAAGGGAUGUGAAAGAACUGUCGGCAUGUUUCCUCACCUACCAUCCAUUGUCAUUUCUACCUCAAGGCAGCAAGAAAGAAGAGGUUUCGCUCCCUCCUUUUGCAGCGGUUGCUUACAAGAUGCUUGGAACAUUGUGGACCAACCCCAAAACAUCAGACAAGGACACCAUUAAAUGCCAAAAAACUGCUGCUGCUUCCUGGUUGAGACAACUUCAAUUCCGGCACCAUGAUUUCGAAUUCUUUAUGUCUCGCCAGCCGCAAAAUAACUGA